Cheilinus undulatus (humphead wrasse) is the source of this 1681-nucleotide messenger RNA. RefSeq names its product G-protein coupled receptor 4-like. The transcript is spliced from 4 exons. Gene Ontology annotation, molecular function: G protein-coupled receptor activity. Gene Ontology annotation, biological process: phospholipase C-activating G protein-coupled receptor signaling pathway; positive regulation of Rho protein signal transduction. Lineage: Eukaryota; Metazoa; Chordata; Actinopteri; Labriformes; Labridae. Gene Ontology annotation, cellular component: membrane. Bases 73 to 960 code for a protein of 295 amino acids. The record is from RefSeq and is a predicted model, not a curated record.
CCAAAGUCAGUUUGGAUGCAGAGAAACAUCAGACAUCAGUGAAGAGACUUCAUCCAGGUUUCACUCUGAAGAAUGGCACACAUCUCUGUUAACACCAGCCUCCUGAAUGAAAGCAUUGACUACUAUGAUGACCUUCUGGAUGAGAAUUAUGACAGCCUCUCCUUCAUCAUGCAUGUAGUGACAUACAUCAUCAUUUGUAUCGGUCUCCCUUUGAUACUCAUGGCCAUCUAUGCUCUCUACUCUCUGGUAAAGAAUGGUCAUGUGGCUCCAAUCUACAUCAUCAACCUUCUCAUAUCUGACCUCAUUCAGUUCUGCUGUAUAAUCGCUUUGGAGACAGAACCUGAGGAAGAGAAGAUAAUAUUAAUUCUGAGCUGUAUUUACGAUUGUGGCCUAUUCAGCAGUGUUUGUUUCAUGGUGUGUAUUUCACUGGAAAGAUAUUUGCUCAUCGCCCACCCACUGUGGUACCGCUUCAGACGAACCAUCAGGAUCUCUGUGGUGGUCUGUGUUGUAGUCUGGAUCAUAUCUCUUGUGUUGAUUUUUACUGUGUUCUUCUGGGUUACUGGCUUUGUUGCACGAAUUAUCCUCUCCAUCUUCCUCAUCAUUCCCUUCCCACUGUUCAUAUUCUUCCUGGUUGGGACCCUCAGAGCUCUCUCUACUUCUGUCUCAGUCCCCUCUGAUGAAAAACGGAGAAUCGUAGCAAUCUUAGUCCUGGUGCUGCUGAUUUAUACUCUGCUGUUCCUGCCUUACAUUAUUGACCUCACUGCAGAAACAUACAUCUUUAAUAUCACUCUAAGUUUCCUGUCCAACAUGUUUCUAAAGCUGAGUCCACUUGCAGACUUACUUCUGUAUGUUUUCAUCAAAAAAGAGACCUUUGCGAAGCUUUGGACCUCUGUGUGCUGUUGCAGAAAGGAGAACAAUGACACCAACAACACCAACACAAUCAAUCUAGACCACAUGUAGACCAGUGGUUAUCAGUUAGGGGGGCGGAGCCUAGAAGUAGCUCACUGUUUUCAGAAGGUCACAAAUAUGGGGGCCAGAAGUUAUGGAUGUCUGAGUGAGCCCAUGUAUAUAUUUGAUUUACUCCAUUUUCCCAUAAUAAGGAGUAAAUUUAGGUAUUUUCCCAAAGAUCUCAACUAUUUAUCUCCUUUCUCAGGAUGACAAACCUGAGUUUCCAAACAUAACAAGGUCAUUCCUCAAGAAAGAUCCAAAACUUCCCUUUUCAUGUGAAAGUGGAGUAAAGUGACUUGAAUGCAUGCUUGUCCUUGCUACCAUUCUUUCAAACAUGUUUGUUUUGUGCUGUCUUGCUGUUCAGUCGUGUUUUGUUCCACCUAAAUUGCAACAUUUUUUUAUUCAAUACAUCUGAGUGGUUGAACAUUUGUCUACAUUUGGACCAGGAUUCUCAUGAAGAAGGAAGGGGAGUGUCCUGAGGAAGAAGAAAAGGAGAAACACGCUACAAAUGUUCUCCCUAAACAUUAUCUGUUAAGCUGUUUAUUUAAUACAUAUAAAUGAUAUUAAAACAGCUGUACUUAUCUACAUUGUUUUAUCAGUAGAAGCUUUCCUGUGCAGUUUUAGUAUGAUAUCUUCAGGAUGUGAUUCAGAGAAAUUUGUUUUGUGUUUUUGAGAAAUUGAACAAAAUUCACAUCAUCCCUUAUUUUACUCCAAUAAAACUAUUUCAAAAUAA